Messenger RNA from Cucurbitaria berberidis CBS 394.84, 2167 nucleotides. Its product is annotated as LAlv9 family protein. Lineage: Eukaryota; Fungi; Ascomycota; Dothideomycetes; Pleosporales; Cucurbitariaceae. The record is from RefSeq and is a predicted model, not a curated record. Gene Ontology annotation, cellular component: cytoplasm. The transcript is spliced from 8 exons. Bases 93 to 2012 code for a protein of 639 amino acids.
GACGCGAGCCUGGCUCCAUGGACUUUCCCCUCAUCCCUUCUUUGUUUUUCCGCUAUUUCUAAGAUAGAGGGGAGGAAUAAUCAGCAUCAAAGAUGGCGGCGCUCAAUCCGCUGGUUUGUAUCGUGGAUUUCCAUCAUGCGCGAGGCCCAGAGGUAGAGACCUGGAUAGGCGCAGAAGAAGGCACCGAUCCCGCAACCGACAACGAGUGGUCCUUGCUACCCUUCAUGGCAUUGAGCGAUGGAGCGCACGCCUCCGUAGAAGAUUAUUCUUACUUCACGCUCCGUCGGUCGCAUACGCCUACCCACCCCGCUACGUCCCUCUUCGGCAUAUCGUGCACGCGCCAACUCGACGCGAGUAAAUUGAUUGAUCGGCCCGCGGAGGUCACGAGGAGUACGGUGCAGAAGGCGGUGGUGGUGAUUAGUGAUAGCCCGCAGCAUUUUGGCGCGAUCAAGGCGCAGUUGGGGGUUGUUGUUGCGGCUUGGUUUGCGCAGAGGGACUUCACAGACAUCGAGAUACUGCAGCGGUUCCAGGAGAGCCUACCUCAACUACUCAAGAAUCAGGAGGGGCAGGCAGAUCACUACUUUGGUAUAUCCCUCCGCGAGUUCAUACAUGAGUUCAAGUGGCAGACGCUUGUGCUCUUCAAGUGCGCGUUACUUCAACCAAAGGUCCUUUUCUUUGGCUCUCAUUGCGAACGGUUAUGCAUGAUGCAGUUUGCUCUUAUUUCUCUGAUACCCGGCCUUACUCGCCACCUCCAAGAUGCUGCCGAUCCCAAGUUUAACUCCUGCGAGGAAAAGAUUGUCAUGCCUACUUCUUUAAAAACAUCCGAGCGAAGUUCAUUGCUUGCUUACAUGGGCCUUCCGCUUCAACUCUUUGGCAAAGGCUCGCUUUUUGGACCAUAUACCCCGCUUCAGCAGCUUGAUAUGUUGGCUGAUCAAGAUACCAAAUCGUAUAUCGUUGGCUCCACAAACUCAUUACUACUGCAGCAAAAGGAUCGAUAUAGCGACAUCCUUGUCAACCUCGACGAACAUACCGUGAACAUCACCUCGGCGUCACUUCGCCAGGCCUCCCAACUUUCCACACCCGAUCGCAGGUGGAUAGACUUUCUAACGCAGACGGUAAACGACACAUGGGACGAGUCCAAUCCCGUCCGACCCAAAGACCACGGCUACGCUGGCAGCGAGGAGUUUAUUCGUAUGCAAUUCGAGGAGUAUCUCCUCGCAAUGCUCAGCUCAGUCAAGUACAAGUUGUACAUUGAGAAAAACGCGCACAAAGAAAACCUGAUCACGGACGUCGAAGGGGAGCCAGCGAGCGAAUUCUCGAACGACUGGGUACACGCCUGGAUGCAAACCGAAAACUUCCGAAUAUGGAACAAAUUCACCGACUCGCACCUGUUCGACAUUGUCGAUCCCAAGCACCCCUGCUCCGGCGGCCUGUCAAUCGAGGAUGUUCAGCGCAGACUUGCACAUAGGCAAGUAGCGGAAAUGCAUCUCGACGAACGCCUAGAGAAAUCAAGAGACGUGAUUGGAAAACAGAUCGCCGUCGGUCAGCAGAAGGUCUCUUCGGCGUAUAACCGCAUGUGGGCCGAGAUGGAGGCUAUGCGUGAGGCGCAAAAGAAGAGGCAGGAGGAGCAGAGACUACAGGCCGAGAAGGAGGGGAAGCCCAUCGACGAUAGGAAGUGGAAAGCACAAGCCCCCGAUCUCUCCCACGCUCAAGCCAAUAUACACGCCGCAGGCACUCGUGCCGGCGCCUACUUUUCCUCGUGGGGCAAUUGGGCCAGCGAAAAGCGCAAGGGAUGGGGCACCGCGAAGACACCUGUUUCGUCGCCACCGCCCAGCGCAGGACCAAUGCCCGGCGAUGUGAAGCGAGCGGAAGAGUUUAAGCGAGAGAAGGACAGGACGGUGGGAGGUGCGACGUCGCCACCUCCCUCAGCAGCAACAGCAGAUGUCAAGAGGGAAAGUUUGUUCUUUGAUGCAGAGAGGGAUAAGGCGAUAACGGCAGUGGAGAAGAAUUAGGUAGUAACGCUUAUGUCGAUUUGCAUUGGAUGAGAGGGAUGUUAUGAUAUAUAAAUAUUAUGAGAGAGAUAUCUGUUUGUAGUUUGACUGCCUGUAUGGCGUACACCACCCUCCUGGAUACUCCGUAGCAAGUAAUCAAUGGUGCUACUAUGUAC